AACAACAGGAAACGGAUAGGUAUAAAAGAGCAGUACAUGCGUUUGGAUGCGACAAGCUGUGUUUGGGGCUGCUGGCAGUAGAUUGCAAUCCCGCAACAGUACAGGGACUUGGAAGACGGGCCUGUGCGAUUUGUUUUACCGCAACGACGCCAAUUAAGCUUUCACCAUGAGGGUGGCGUGUCUCUUUGUACUUCUCGUCCCAACUUGUGUUCUUGGACAGAGCUUCUUGCAGAGAGCCCUGUCUGAUCUAGCUCAAGGCGGGCGGAAGGUGUGUCCUUACUGCCCGUACUGUGUGUAUUGGUCGCGGUGCGGCGGUAGGUGCACCCGGCCCGAGUGCGCCGCCUGUGGGUACCGCUUCCACUGUUCUUCCACGUGUGUGACGCUUUGUCUACAGCCCGAAACUACAACACCUCGUUCUACUACUACAGCAACUACAACGCCCGCCUCUACAACCACUGAGCCAACGACACCGCUAGCGACUACAACUCUAAACCCAACAACGACAACCCAAAAUACUACAUCCCCCGCAAGUCCAGGUCCGUCAACUUUUCCCCCAAGUUCGUCGCCCGAUCCGUCGGCUUCUCCGUCAUCCCCUCCCGAAGACUCCGGUUGCGAGGAGCGGGGAGGGUACUGCGAAGAGCGUAGCUACUCCUGCCCGGGUCGCUACGUCUUCCACGGCGGGCUUUGCACUGACCGCCCCGGACGGGUCUGUUGCCUGCCUCACGAGGAUCCCCUGUGCCGAGAGAAGGGCGGAAUCUGUCGGGGCGAUGCGCGCUCUUGCCCGAGAGGAUACCACGAGGGAGGCGCUAGCUGCACGGGGCCUAGCAACAAAAACAAGCGGUGCUGUCUACCAGACCCCACCACUCCAUCUCCUACUACCCAGAUGCCUUCUACAACUGAACCGUCUUCAACUCCACCUCCAACCACCACUCCGAAAGCUACGCCACCACCGCCAUCAAAAUGCGGUAAACUGAAAAUGGUCAGUCGGGGAGGGUGGGGUGCUAGACCGCCGAAGAAACGCACGUCGUUCGGUAGUCCUCCGAGUAAGGUUGUCGUUCAUCACAGUGACGGUUACUUCAGACACCUGUUUACGUGGAGUUACUCUAGCCUGGCCGACUACAGGGAAAGGGUACAGGAUAUACAAGAGGGCCACUUUGACAGGGGGUUCGACGACAUCGGCUACAACUUCCUCAUCGACGGUUUCGGCAACGUGUAUGAAGGACGUGGCUGGGACUACAGUGGCGCCCAUGUCCCGUGCUGUAACAGUUUCGCCCUCGGUAUCAACUUCCUGGGCUACUUCGAGAACUCCACACCCACCGCAGCGGCUCGGGAGGCCGGGGAAAACCUCAUCGCCUGCGGGGUAGAGAUGGGGAAAAUACGGCAAGGCUACGACUUGAACUGUCACCUCGACCUCGGGGCGGCAAGCGGGGAUACGGACUGUCCGGGUGCAGCUCUUUGUCGCUACGCUAGGAGGCAUUACAGUGGUCUGUAGACUUGAACUGUGACGUCGACUUCGAGCGGCUAGAGGGAAUACGGACUGUCCGGGUGCAGCUCUUUUCCGCUACGCUAGGAGGCAUUACGGUUAAACCUGAACUGUCACCUCGACCUCGGGGCGGCUAGUCCACGUGCAUGCAGUUCUUUGCCGCUACGAUAGGAUGCAUUAUAGUGCAUAGUCUGUAGACUUAUAAAUGGACGGAUAUAUGUUUCUCUUUGAUGUUUACAAUGAUGUUUAUGUAGCGGUAUUAAAUAUGUCGGCAAAAUCACAAAAUAGAACACUUCUGUAGAAGUGGUGGAUAAGUUCCUUUUGGCAAUUGAACGCUUCAGAAAUGAUUUAGUUACCGUUGACAUCUUUCUUGUCUGAGUGAAGUAAUUUUUGUAUCCGACAAAUAUCUGUAUGUAGCAGGUGAACAUGAUCAGUACGUCUAUCACUGUCCUGUUCUAUUGCUAUAUUUGAUGAAGAAACAUAAGAUGAUUACUGUCGAUUUUCUUACAUUGCUAAAGUUGUUAUAUUUCUUAUUAAUUGCCAAGAGAGCAACUUGCAGUGGAUGCUUAUAAGGAUUUUUUAUAAUGAAAACUAGGUAGUAAUUUGACCAGAUUCAGUUACUGCUUACAAAGUAACGCUUUCAAAUUACUGCCUACGGUAGUAUGUCUAUACAAUUCCACAGCUCAAAAUAUCAAAACUUUUAUACUUGAUAUGAAUAAAGUGUUUCAAACUCCAAGCAAAGAAGAGUGGCUGGAUAUUAAAAUUUUGAGUUGUCAAUAAUCUUUAAA
Molecule: messenger RNA, 2271 nt
Organism: Branchiostoma floridae (Florida lancelet)
Lineage: Eukaryota; Metazoa; Chordata; Leptocardii; Amphioxiformes; Branchiostomatidae
Exons: 3
Coding region: 167-1492 (441 amino acids)
Biological process (GO): peptidoglycan catabolic process
Molecular function (GO): N-acetylmuramoyl-L-alanine amidase activity; zinc ion binding
Source: RefSeq, a predicted model, not a curated record